AUGCUAACUUGGGGAGUCCACGACUAUCAUAGCUGGACCUUCAUCAAUAAAUGGAUACCCGAGGAGACUCGAGCUCUGCUCUUUUGCGAAAAACUACAGAGGCGGUUCCAACAAGAAUUCGACGGGUAUGAUAAGAUGGCCAAUUCUAUAAACGAACCAGAAGCGCGGUCCCAGUCUCCGGCACACGUUUCGUCCAGGAUCGCCCAGGCCGCCGGGAAAAUUAACUCCCUUGUGGCCGAGGCUCUGCUUGAUCUCGACUUCCGCUCUGUUGGACAGAAACACACUGCGAGAGUCCUACUGAAGGCGAUCGAGGAGAUCUGCAUACGAUCUAGGAAAGUCUCCCCUGCGCUCCUGGAAGGAGACCCAUUGAUCUCAGGAAUGGAACUUGAAAUCAGCCUCUACGACGCCUUAAUUCGUCGACCGCCUGCAACAACGCCAACGGUGAUAUUGGAAGCACUGACAAGAGCGUUUGACAUUUCACCAGGGCUCUUGCAGGCUUUAAAAAUCCGAUUCGAAGCCCCCGAUAUCCCUUCUACGUAUGGGCAGCGAUUUCAGGAACUAUGCACCCAAGCUGGAGUAAUCUUGUGA
Molecule: messenger RNA, 588 nt
Organism: Cladophialophora psammophila CBS 110553
Lineage: Eukaryota; Fungi; Ascomycota; Eurotiomycetes; Chaetothyriales; Herpotrichiellaceae
Exons: 1
Coding region: 1-588 (195 amino acids)
Source: RefSeq, a predicted model, not a curated record